Messenger RNA from Hyposmocoma kahamanoa, 14936 nucleotides. It is a transcript of the gene spen, whose product is annotated as protein split ends. Gene Ontology annotation, biological process: regulation of transcription by RNA polymerase II. Gene Ontology annotation, molecular function: mRNA binding. The record is from RefSeq and is a predicted model, not a curated record. Gene Ontology annotation, cellular component: nucleus. The coding region runs from base 269 to 13033 and encodes 4254 amino acids. Lineage: Eukaryota; Metazoa; Arthropoda; Insecta; Lepidoptera; Cosmopterigidae. The transcript is spliced from 20 exons.
UCAAUUCGAGAGCUGCGAAGAGUACGCUCGCGUCUAUUACGUGGUGUGUUUAUAGUGAGGAGUGGAUUUUGUGAUGAGAUUAUCGAAUAUCGUGAAGUGAAAGAUAGUGUUGUUAUACCAAGAGGUGAAACUGAUGUGGUUAAAACAUUUUCUAAUGUGUAUUUAAGUGAAUAAUAAAAAUGUGUAAAGCACCGUCGAGUGCAAAAUUGAUUUUUGCCACGUAGUGACGCGAACGGGUAAUGAUUCCUAAUGUGGAGUUCGAAGCAAGAUGGUUAGAGAGACUCGGCAUCUGUGGGUUGGAAAUUUACCCGAUAACAUUCGUGAAGAUCGAAUAAGGGAGCACUUCAAACGCUAUGGCCGAGUCCAGAAUGUCAAGUUGUUGGGUCGGACGGAGAGCACGAACGCGCCUACGACCACAGGCGCGGCCAGUGGAGUUUGCGCUACUGUCGCCUUCAUGGACAUCAAGUCCGCAUCGAAGGCGCACAACGCAGAACACGUACUGGAUGAGCGAACUCUCACCACCGAAUAUUAUGAGCCGGCUGCGAUACCAUCGGCUGCAGGAGCACCUUCGGCCGGUUCGUCACCGGCUGGCUCCGGCUACUCCGGCUCUUCGUCCUCCGUGAACUCGGCCCCCGCUCCUGCACCCACCCCCCGGUACCACCUCUCAGGGGGAGAAGAGGUUACCGGCACGUGCGCGCUGGCGGCAACGGCAGCAGCGCCAGCCAACUGGCGUGGCACCAAUGACAGCGCCUCCGAGUUCUGCCGUCGCGGUAACACUCCCGCCACCUUCGGCCGCUAUCAGCGGAAUAAUUCCACCGCACCCUACUCCACGCCGCCCUCCAAUGUGGAACGGUCGACUCCUCAUCAUCGAUGGUACGCGAGUGGGGAACGAGAACGUGGUGCGACAGGUGGCGAGAGCACGCCGAGCACACCGGGUGGAGGCACCGAGGGCGGUGGUGGGCGGCGACGGCGGCGCUCGGGCUCGGGCUCGUCGCGAUCGGACUCCAGUUCUCCGGAGCCGAGCGACGGCUCGCGCGCCUCCAGUCCACGCCCCGGGCACCUGGCGCGUACGCCGCCUGCGCCGCAGUCUGCCAACGCCUUAGCCCACCAUAAUCACCACCAGUGGUCGUCGACGGCCAGCGGCCGACCAUUGGCCAUCUGCGUCCGAAACCUGCCCACUCGUUCGACCGACAGCUCCUUGAAAGAUGGUCUCUAUCACGAGUAUAAGAAACAUGGCAAAGUCGUGUGGGUCAAGGUGGUCGGGCAGAAUGCCGACCGGUACGCUGUGGUCCGAUUUAAGAAGCCGUCCGACGUAGAGAAAGCUUUGGAAGUGUCUCAAGAUAAGCUUUUUUUCGGUUGCAAGAUCUCAGUGGCACCUCACCAAAGUUGCGAUGAAGAUGCGGAUUCCGCUAAACCUUACGAGACUGAUAUCGACGAGUACCAUCCGAAGGUAUGGCAUGCUACCAAAACCUUAUUUAUCGGAAACCUAGAGAAAGACGUUACGCAGCAGCAACUGAGGGAUAAAUUUAAACAUUUUGGGCGAAUAAUAGAAAUCGACAUCAAGAAAGGCAGUGGCGGCGGAGCGGGUUACGCAUUCUGCCAGUACGCGGCGAUAUCUAGCGUGGUGGAGGCUAUCCGGACCAUGGAUGGAGAGUACGUGGGCGCGUCACGCGUGAAGUUGGGCUUCGGUAAGCCGGUGGCCACAACGUGCGUGUGGGUUGAUGGACUCACGGAACACACGGAGAAGCAGGUGCUGAGUUGCGUAUCGCGCUGUGGUGGUGCUACAUCGGUGUGCGUAGACCGCGCUGCAGGCGCGGCGCUGGUACACUUCGAGCAGGCCAUUGCGGCGGGCGCGGCGGUGCGUGAGCUGCGCCGCGUUGCUGCGCACGUCUCCGCUGCCGAGCCCGACCGCCCUCGUCUCGCCGUCGACUACGCGUCGCGCGAGUGCCAGGAGGCCUUUUAUGAGCAAUUAGAAAAGCACGGUGGUUCAGCUGCGUUAACGGGAUCUGAGAGAUUAGCUGGUGAAGUUGGGCCGCGAUACGCGCCGGCGCGACACGAGUCUAUUCGGUUUGAUGGUUGUGCUUCUACUCGGUCGCGAGGGACUAGCUACACUCGUGGAUGUUCACGUACUCCGCGGUACCCUUCGCUCGAGCAUUUUGAUCCAGCGGAAUAUCCGGCGGAUCGACGAUACAGGGUAUAUGAUGAAUUAGGUUCCAGUCCGCAAACCGAAGAGGCGUCUUACGAUGACAGGUUGCAGUCUGUUGUAGUAUCGCCACACCGCGCAAGAAAGCAUCGCCGAGACUCCAGUCCAGAAGACCGUAAACACUCCAAGGAGAGACAUAGGGGGACUAGCGGAACAGGAGGCAGAAGAUCACGGUCAGGAUCGCGAGGCGGUGAACGCCACGCAGGAAGACGGAGACAUCGUCGGCGAAGGGAUGGUUCGGGUUCACGAGGUUCACGAGCAGGAACACCUCUACGCGAUGAGCUUGAUGCGCCGCCAACGGAGCCACGACGACCACCUCGUGAACGUCCGCCGCUGCCCAUGAGUUUGCCGCUGCCCAAGUUUGCGGCGCAGUUACUUCGCAGUGCUGCGGCGGCCCCGCGUCAAUCUACUGCACCGGCGUCGGCGCCUGAUUCACCGCCACGUCCACCUUCGGCGUCAUCAUCGAGUGCCGGAUCUGCGCCACAUUCCCCGUCCUUGGAGGAGCGUAUUCGUAGCCUGGACGAAAAAUACGAAAAGUGGAGUGGUUCACGUGCCCAGCAAGAUGCGCCUGAUCGAGCGCGCCUCCGUCAUCGUCUGCUUGAAGUUGACAUAAACGAGGUGAAACCAUCGGAUGUGGUGCGCUCUUUGUUGGCCAAACGAUCCGUUUUCGACGAAGACUCCGAAAGGUUGGAAGGUGCCACUCGAGCGCCCAGUCCAUCGGGCAGUCCUCGGGGGCGGCCACCGCCUUCCGUACCACGAGCCUUACGCUAUCCGUUUCCGGCACACCCGUCACCGCACAGUUCUCCUGCGACACCCUCUACGCCCGCUACGCCGCUUACGCCAGCUACACCGACUUCGUGUAGCACGAUCGGGCCUGGAUCGCACUCAUCCCAGGAGCAUGAUUCGGAAGUGUCCGAUCGGCCAGUCGAUCCACGUCUAAAUAGACCCGAAAGAACAUUUCAACUGGAGAGGUUAGGGAAGAUUUCUGAGAGCGACUAUAGACCCGAGUCAAAGAUCCGUCUGAGGACACCCUCGACGGAUAAAUCGCAGCCUGAUUCGAGUGAACGUCGCCAAUCUACGGGAGGGGAACACGAAAGGCCGGAAAAACUAGAAUUAGAACGUGAUCCACGACGGGGACUGGAAAGAAGAAGGAGAAAUUCUCUCUACGGUUCACGGGAAGGGGACAGUAGAUUACCUCUGAACUCUGAAGACAGAGAUAUCAAAGAGGCCAUCGAAAGGAUCAAUCCAGACUAUCAAACUCCAGAAAGAACCAGUACUUGCGAUCAAGAGAAGAGAAAAAGCGAAGAAAAUUCCAGUGACAAACCACUUUCUAUUUUCGCUGAAAAUACAGACAUUAGUAAAGAGGGUGAAAAUAAAAACAUAGAAAGGAUCAUUACAGGUAAACAAAUUGAAUCUUCUCGAGAAAUGGAAGAACCUAUACCGAAUAAAGUUGGAAUAGAAAACAUCGCCGAAAAAGAUUACGAACAGCGUCUCGGUCAAAGUGAUAAUAAAUUUUUGAGAUGCGAAAGUACUAAAACAGAUUUGACAAACAGUGAUCAAAAUUUACAUCCCCUCAUCCAAAAUGAUUUGGAUAAAAUUGAACUUCCUCCAGAAAAAGAUGACAAAUGCAAAGACAUUUUAAUGCAAAAUCACAUCAAUAAAGAAUUACAUGAAUUCGAAGUGCAGCAUAGUCAUUUGAAUAUAAUGAAUACUAGCAAACCCACUAAAGAACUUGCCGAAUUACCUCAAGAAUUUGUUAAAACUAAUGAUAAAAAUGGAAAAGAGAGAUAUGAUCAGAAUGUUAUAGUAGAGAACUUUCACGACAAUAAAUCUGAAAAAGAGAACAUUGAAUUUGACAAGACAACUGAAAAAGAUAAAUCCAUUUUUUUGGGGGAAAAGAAAAACUCAGAAUCGGAAAAGCAUUUCGAAGAUCGUGUGAAACAUGAUAGAGACAAAGCAAAGCACAGCAAAGAAAAACACGAACAGGAUAAAGAGAAAUCGAAAAAUCAUAGAAAUGAUAGACUAUCUGAGAAGACUGAAAAAGAAAAGAAAUCUAAAGAAGACGUAGAGAAGACCCAUGUAGAUAAGGCAGAGAGAAGUAAAGAUACAGAUAAAUUGAAACACGAAGAAAAAUCGUCGCGUCAUGAACACCACAAAAAAGAUAAGAGAAAAGAUAGUUCUGAAAGUGAUAGCACGAAAACAAAAAAAGAUGAGAAGCAUAAGCAUGAGAAGACUAAGAAAGAUUGUGAAUCCAAGCGGGAGAACAAAAAAGAUAACGAUUCCUUCAAAAACCGCAAAUCUUCCAGGGAUGAGCCUUCAAAAGAUUUAUGUCGAAAAGAUUCAACAGAUUCUUCAACUUCUAGAGCUUCAUACGAUUCAUCGAAAUUAAAAGAGCUAGACCAGACAGAAAUUAAAGAAGAACCAAAACCAAAGCUUAAAUACUUCGAUUUAUUCGCUAAUCAUGAGAAAGACAUCGACAAAGAAUUCUUUAAAACUUCUGAUCUCGAGAAAACGGACAGCUUAUUUAAAAUUAAAUCUGAAAUUAAAGAAGAGCCUAGUGAACACAGCAAAAACAAAUUAGAUACUGCUGUAGAGACUACAUUCAAGUGUAAACCCGAAGUUAUUGAAAAACAAAGACACUACUCAUUGGAUUCUCCCAGCCUGGAGGGUAAACGAAAAGAGCGAUUAAAUUCCUGUUCAAGUCUUCCCUCUAACAUUGGCCACAAGAGAAGAAUGUCGUCCCAAGAAAGCGUGGAUACUUUCCAUGAAGAAAUUAAGAAAAGUAAAAGUGAUUCUAAAUGUCCAGAACGAAGAGAUUCUAAAGAUUCCAGAAGUUCUGAUAAACAGAAAACUACCAAAUUUAAUAAAGGUCAUUUUGCUAAGAUAAUAGAAAGCAAAACAAAAGAUGACAAGAAAAGCCAAGUAAAACCUCCGGAUGAUAUAUUCCCUGAAACGAAAGAUCAGGACUGCAAAGAUCAAAGAAAAUCGUCUAAAAAGAAUUCACCUGUGGACAACGAAGAACGACCUAUGCCAAAUAAUGAUUUGCAGCCCGAAAGACUACAACACGAUUUAGAUUUCCUUGCUACUUUGGAAUUGCGGUCAAGUGAAGAAGACGAAAGACAGAAAGCACUUAGGAAAGAAAUGAAAGAAAAAAAGCGUAUCCAACAAUUGCAACAAAUACAAGAACUUCAAAUGCAACAGGAUGCAUUACAUCAAGCUGAAUUGAUGGGUAAACUAAAAGAUGAUAAGAAACAAAAAUCUGAUGAAAAGAAAAAGGAAGCUGCACGUGAGAAGCGUAUGUCAACUGACCGCAAAAGUAGAGAAGACAGGAGUGACAGUGGCAAACGCAAAAAUCGUAAACAACUUCAGAGUACAGACAGUUCUGACUCUGAUGAGCCGAAGAAACACUCCAUUUUUGAUAUUAUUGAUGAUGAACCAACCUACAUCUCUAUGUACGAUAAAGUUAAGGCUCGUUCAUGUAAAAAUAUGCAGAAGCAAGAAGAAGAAAAACGACAAGAAAAAAUUAAAGCCAAAUUUAGUCAGUUAAAGCAAAGUCGAGCCAAACGGGAAGAAAAGAAAAGGUCUAGUUGGGAUGAAGACAGUGAUUCAGAUCAUGAAAGAAGAAAACCUCAAAAAUUAUCAAUGGACAGUUCGUCAGACGACGAUCACGCCGUGACCAACAAUAAAAAACGUGAAAAAAUACAUAGAACCUCUCUGGAUUAUGAUCGCUGCAAAACAAAUGAUUAUUUCAGUACACCGAGUAACGAAGAAGACUCUCGCAAUAAAUUGUCUCGAAAGAACUCUAGAACUCGUAUAAUAUCUGACACAUCUGAUGACGAAACAUCAAAGAGAAGCAUUAGCAAGAGUCCAAAUAGAAAAGAAUUCAUGUCAGAAUUUGAGUCACUACAAAGAAUUAGAGACGACGCCUCUACCAACGACACAAGUGAUAAAAUAAAGAAAAACUCUUUAUUAAAUUUGUUUGGUAAGAGUGAUAGUGAAGAUAGUAAACUGAAAAACUCUGAAGUCAAUGAUAAUAGACCCAGCUUUAUGAAGUCACUAACGGGUGAUUUUUCAUCAGAAAGUGAAUCUGCAGUAUCCAAUAGGAAUUCUGGAGAAUUAAGAAAGAAGCACAAAAAGAAACAGAAGAAACACAAAUGUACGUAUUCUGAUGAUGAAACUAAGAUCGAAAGUAGUGAUGCGAUAGCUGUGGAAGGUGAAACUAAGCAUAAACAUUCAGAUAAGUUACGUCGUCAUGGAACUAAAAAAGAAAAGCGAAAGGAGAAGAUUCGCGACAGUUUUGAAGCGGACGAAAGCCGCGAAACCAAGCAUAAAAAAGAUAAGAAGUCAAACAACUGUUUUGAUUCUGCUAUGGAAAUUAGUAUCAACAUUAAAAAAGAUGGAAAAAUGGAGGACAUAUUCGGCCCAUUAUCUGAUGAAUCUGACAAAGACACAACUAGAUUAGAUUAUUCAAACCACGGUUAUGAUUCUGCAGUUAGUUUAACAAAUGAUCAAUCAAAUUCCAUAAUUAAUGAAGAUUCGAAAAGCAAAGACAAAGAAGACAGCAAACGUAAGAGAGAUAAAAAGCGGAAAGAAAAAAGACCUACUUAUGUAAAAGACGAUGAUAACAGUUUGGACGUAGACGCCGUUGGCAAAGCCAUCGAAGCACGCCUCUUCGCUGAUUCUGUCGAUGACGAUAGUCGUAUACGAGCUGAUUCGCCUUUGGAACUUUUAUCAAAUAACCAACAAACUAAUAAUAUAUUUGAGUACAGUGAUGGUGACGUCAUUAACCACAAAGACAAACACGGCGAUAAAAUUAGAAGAGAAUCUAAAGAGAAAAAGAAGAAAAAGAAAAAGAGCAGAGAAGAUCGACAAAAUCGGAAAGAACAUCACCACCAUCAUCAUCACCACCACCAUCAUAAUAACAUUGACAAAACUGACAAAAUAGAUUACCUUUCGGAAAAGAUUGAAGAGUUGUCUCCUAAAAUGUUGUUGGAUAUUCCUUUGCCAAAUGAUAAUGAUCCGGCUCAAAACUCCAAUGAUCUCGAGUCUCCUAGUUUACCCAGACUCACAGAUAGUCCUCCAAGCCUACCAAAAUCAAGCGACAGUAAAAAAUGCCCUGAAAUAAAAAUCGAAACACUUGAAGAUUCUGUUGAUCACAGCAUCGAGAUAGACUAUGACAGCGAAAAAUCCAUAGCUGUCAAUGACAUACCAAUGCCUCCACCUUAUGAAAACGUUGUUCAAGAUAUAAGUGAAGUUCCUCUGCCUAAAGACCCAGUACCAUCAUCUGAGUUGUGCAAGGCGGAGAAAUUCUUCAGUAGAGACGUCGACAUAAGUGAAGAUGCAGUUCGAAGUAUUUCUAAUUUAGAAAAAGAAACCGAGAAGAUACUGGACAAAUGUGAUGCUCAUGCGUUAAAAGUAAGUGACAAGAAGCUGGAUGAAAAGCCAAGGGCAAUUAUUUCUCAGGAGGAGACAGAAGAUGCUGUAGCAGCACUGUUAGGUGAAAGUUUUGGUGGGAAAGAAGACAAUUUUCCAAGUUGCUACGAAGAAGUUGAAAGCAAUCCUACUCAUGAGAUUGAAAUUGAAAGUUCUGCCAUUGAAAAUGAAAAUAUUCCCGAAGAAGAUGCCGAAGAAAUGCGUCAGGCUGUACAAAACCUAAAUGCUAGUGAAAUGGAAACUAAACCCGAUACACCUGUGUCAGAUAGUGAUCUUCUCUUGAUUGACACUGACACUGAAGAAACAGAUGAAUCGGCACAAGAUGCCAUUGAUCAAUUGCCAGUGAACAUUAUUGCUACUAAUCAAGCUCUUAACAAUACUUCAGAUCAAAAUAAGCUUUCUAAUACUUCAACGACCCCAAUUACAAAGGAAAAGGUCUCCCAACAACCUUUAAAUAUGAAUGAACCAGAUCUAAAAAUUCAACUGCCAAAAAGAGAAACUGUACCUCAACCAACUUCAACAGCAACUCCUGUUAUAACUUCUUGGACUCUCACAAAUAAUAAGUUGCUUGAGCCUCAUGUGUUAAAUAUACCAUCAUGUCAGCAUUCCAAUAGAGAAAUAAAUGAAACUAAACCAACUCACAUUUCUGCUAACAUUGUUCAAAUUAAGGCUCCACAAAACCAAGGUGUGAAUGCAUCUUUGCGACCUAUUAUCACGCCAAACAGAGUAAAUGCUAAUGCACCGUACCAGGUGAUAAAUCACAUGAUUCGUCCACAACUUGCUAACCUGCAACCGCCUACUAUUAAAAUCCCACCUCAAGAACCUCAUAUUCUGUACCAAAAGCCUCCAGGAAUUGUUAUAUCACCUAGAAUGUUAAAUGAUACGAGACAAAACCCAAAAUUAAGUCCACAAGGAGAAGGUAUUCCAUCGCCUCGGCUAACUAACAUGACGAUAUUGAGCACAUCACCGCAGAAUUUGAAUACUGUAGGUUUAGCGUCGCCAAAUGCUAUACAACAAAGAUCUCCCGGACAAGUAACUGUAGUGCGUAUGCAACAACCGCCAUUGAGCCCUAUUCAAGCUAUGCAUAUUCCACACGGUGCCCGAACUAUGGUUUCACCAAACAGGCCUAAUUCUGUGUUGGUGCAAACACAAGGAGCUCCAAUACACUUCAAUAGAUUACCCGUUACGCCUGUUUUCACACCAAUUUCUAAAAUAAGUGCUAAUAAUACUGUCCAAAAUAAGAGCAUUGUGGUAAGUAGUUCUUCCAUGAUCCACCAACCGAAGAUUAUAACAGGAGAGCCUAGAAAGAAUGAUCAAAGAACUAAUUCUGAAAAUGAAAAUUCAAAAAUUAUAUUGUCGCCAUCACCAUUACAGCACAGUACAAAUCCAACAGUAAUGGCACAAAACCGAUUAAUAUCCAUGCAAAAUACAAUGCACGCAGGUAAUGUAAACUCAACUUUACAUUUACCUAAUAAAGUACUUAUAAACAACGUGAAUCACUUGCCUGAUAAAAGAGACGGCCUUCUACACAAAUCGGAGCAGCACAGUCACUUACCGUUCACAUCAACACCAAUUAUACAUAUGGCGGGAGCAAACCAUUCAAGUGCUUCGAUUAUACAAAGUGGUUCUAAACCAGCAGCUGCGCAGGAAGCCAGCUCGAUCAAUAGAAGUCAGAGUUCAAAUGUGAUACAUACGAUAAAUUCUCAAAGGCUAUUAACAACGGUACCCAUCUCAAAUGUAAUACAAAUCGACGCCAACAAACCUCCACCUUCUGUUUUGUCGAUGGCAAAUAUCAGACCUUCAACAGUUCUAACUAAAUUGGAAUCAUGUAAAUCGUCUGCGAUUACGACGCCUAGUUUAAAAAAUGUAGUUAUGACACCGUUACUGUUGAAAACUACUAGUUCCCCUAGCACUAUAAGAUUGACUUCUAAAAAUGAUGCUGAGCAGCAUGCUGAAAGUAAUUCGGUUAAGUUACAAAAUCAUUUACACACUGAAGAACAGUCUGAUCAGAAAAUAGAACCCUUAAAAUUGCCAAAUACAUUGUACGAUCAGACAAAAAAACAGACGGAAAUCUGUUUGAAACCAUCUUCAUCACCCCAAGACAGUUUAGAAAAGUGUGAAACUGAUUUCGAAGAGCUUUUAAAGGACAAAACUAAUGAGAUAAAAAUUACUAACAAUCCUGAAAAGAAACUGGAAGUAAAUGUGGGAAAAACAGUAACACUGUUUUCUACAAAUAUCCAGCGCCGAGAGAGAAAAUCGAGCAAUGAAAAUCUGAAGAUGGAACAAAUGGAAGACAAUGCAUCAUCUAGUAUUGCUGAAAAUCCAACUACAGCCUCUGACGUCAAAGAAAAGGACUUUUUAAUCCAGACACAAAGUGAGGAUAACGUUUCAAAAUGUUACGAUAGCAACAUUACAAAAAUUAACUCAGAAAAAGUAAAAAAUAGUGUCCCGUUAGAUAAAGAGGCUCGAGAUUCAAUUUUUGUACCUACAACUACUGAUGAAAAAUCCACCAUAGAAAGAUGUUUUAGUGACAGCGAAAAUAAUUAUGACACUGUAUCCAGACACGAUGUUAGUGACAAUCAGUUAAAAGGCCUUGACGAAAAUGACUCAUGGAGUGCUAAAGAUAUAAAUAUAGAAUCGGUGAUUAAAAAAGUAGAUUCAUUGUGUAAUGACAAUUUGGAAAGCGACAGUAAAGAAGACCUCGCGGAAAAUGUAAAUGAUACCAAUGUUGAGGGCAACUUGAAAACAUCUGAAAGCUCUAAUGCAUCAGAAACGUGUGAACCCAUGGAAAUUCAACCGGAGAACAGAAAUAUUUUUGAACUACAUGGUGAGACUUCUCCCAAUGAUAAAACUACUAUAAAUAGGAGAGGUGGUCGUAGUACAAGAGGCAAAAGAUCAGAGAAAAAUGAUAGAGUGCAAACCCGCCAAAUUUCAAAACCGUCGAGAGGCACUACAUGUGCAAAACGUGGUAGAGGAAGAGCAAAGGUUGAUAAGAAGAUUAAAAAUCUAGUAAAUCACACAGCUAACAAUUUACCUGGAGAUGUUUAUGAUUUCCACGAAGAUUCUGGAGAUGAAACUUCAACUUCACCUAAUAAGACAGAGCCUAGACCGCGACUAAUCUUAACUAUAAAAAGUCCCCUUUCUGGACAAUCCAAUGUAGUUGCAACAUCUAGUCUCAGUAUAACAACCCCAAAAGAACAAUUAAAGAACCCUGAUAAAAUUUCUAAAGAUGAGAAAGCUGAAGAUUUUUUGUCUCCGUCAGCGAACACCAGAAAAUCUAGGCGUCUACAAGAAAAAGAUGUACAGCGCAACACUGUUGAUGAUGUCAUAGAAGAUGUGGUUAAAGGUGGCACCGGCCAACCAAAAGUAGGAAAAGAUAAUAAGAAAAGACAAACGCGGCAAACUGGACCCAAGACAAUCCAAGAGAAAGCAGCUGGAUCUGAUACUCGGAAAUCACCCCGUGGAGUCAAGCGUAGCAGGGAUAGGAGUCUUUCAGACGCAUCGAUCGACAGCAGUGACGAAAAAAUGACAAAACGCGACGAUGCUCCAAAAGAAGUGAAAAUACCUAAAAUAGCAGAAUCACCCGCCGUAUCAAAAAUUGAACCGGAUCCACCUCAAUCGGCGAAAACCAUCACUCCUCUCCAACCAACCAAUCCACCUGCAAAUCCCGUUCCGACACCAAUCAUAAAACCGCCUAAGAAAAUGAUAUCCGAAAUCAGCGCAAAACUCGCGAGUGCCUUUGAGGCGGCCGCUGCUGCAACCCCAAUGAUGCGCAUGCAAGUGUGUACCGAGCGUAUACCAAUAGAACUUGAAAAACCAGCUCAAGUGUCGCUGCGGGAGCCGAGAAGCGCUGAGAUUGCCACCGCAAUGCCGGCACUAUCGGAGCCUGUAGCCGCUUCAACCGGAAACGUUCGAGUUCUGCCCUGCGGCGGGCGCAGCGCGGAAGCAGGUGCGUCACAAGCUUGCGGCGCCAGUGGCAACGCGUACGCGGCCAGCAGCGGCAGCGAGGCGGCACUUGCUCGGCGCGCAGAGGCUACAGGCGGCGGCGCCGCGCCUGUGGGCGCCACCGAAGCUAGCGAUGCGAGAGUGCAGUCACCAGCUCUACCCCACCGCCCUCCGUCCGCGCACCGUCUCGCCGACCGUGCCACGCCGCUACUGAUCAGGGGUGGAGACGGCGAGGGCCUCGGCAAUGCCGCAGGCGUCAGUGCCGCGAGCGGCGCCGGCCCUCGACUGGCGCGUGGCUACGUGGACGGCGCUAGUCUGCCACGCGGCGCGCAUCACCCCGCAGCGCCGCCUGCGCCGCCGCUACACGCGCACCUGCCGCACCACGCGCACGUUGCCAAGCAGGUGGCCGUCGUCGGUCCGCAUCACCACCAUCACCCUGGAGCCGCGUCCCGAGUUACCAUCACGAGUGUUCCAACUGUUAGUCCCCAGGGUCAAAUGGCAUUAUCUGCCGAAUUAGUUAGAAGUCCACCGCCUGCACAUCAGCAGACCUCUCCUGUCACUUCGGUAUACCAUAAUGGCGAAGGGAUGUAUCAUCACUUUUCCCAUCAACACUUCCAAAUGUACCAGCAGCACUUUCGCGCGACUCAGCAUGAGAAUCGCUCUACCGCGUCACCCUACUCUCGGACUUUGGAGGCGGAAGGCUGCGAGGCACCGACGCCGCCAUUGGAACUGCGGCGGCCGCCUUCGGCGCGCGUGCCGCGGCCCGCGCACUCGCCCGCGCCCGCUCCCGCACCGAACCCUGCCGAUCGCCUCAUUAUGUACGCAGCGGGUUGUGGGCGAUCUCCGCCGCCGGCGCACGGCACGUCACGUAUGCCGUCCGCGCUGCCGCCAUCUGCAGCUCCCGGGCCGCCGCAUGCCUCGCAAGUCCCACGCGAGGCCGACUCUCUCCAAAUGUUACUAAGACGUUACCCGGUAAUGUGGCAAGGGCUGCUGGCGCUGAAGAACGACUCUGCUGCGGUGCAGAUGCAUUUUGUGGGCGGUAACCCCGCGGUGGCUGGCGACACGCUGCCGCGCUACACGGACGGCUCCACACCGCCGCUUCGCAUAGCGCAGCGCAUGCGCCUCGAGCCCGCACAGCUCGACCAGGUGCAUCGCAAGAUGAAGUUGGAGAACGAGCAUUGUAUGCUGUUGGCGUUGCCAUGUGGUCGCGACCACAUGGACGUGCUACAGCAAUCCACGAACCUGACCGCCGGUUUCAUCACAUACCUCCAGCGCAAGCAGGCCGCCGGCAUCGUCAACGUCGCUCCGCCGGGCCACCAUCAAGCUAUGUACACGGUGCACAUCUUCCCGUCGUGUGACUUCGCCAACGAGAACCUGAACCGCAUAGCACCCGACCUCAUGCACCGCGUUGCCGACAUCGCGCAUCUACUCAUUGUCAUCGCCACUGUGUGAGCAAUCACCGUGGCCCCUCUUCGGACUAACCGUCACCAGUCGGUGUAGCGCGCGAAGUUACCGCCGCUCCCAUGAGUGCACCCCGAAUACAAAACUACUCUUUUCCCGGAUUAUGCGUUUUGAUAUCGUAAAUGUGACCUAUUCUCCACCCGGACUGGACUUGGAAUCACCGGUAUGGAUAUUUAGAUAAUUAGUGUAAGGCAUUGUAAAUAUGGCCAGGUUGUGAAAUUUUGUCGAUUUUUAUUUCUCUUACCUGUUGGUUGACCUGGUAAACGGGAUUGUGAAAGUGAUUCGAUCCUCAACAGAGCGACGAACCGAUCGUAGGAAUUGAGACGGAAUACCUCUACGAAGAUGAACUGUCGUUUUAGUGACGUAAAGUUAGUUUAUUUAUUGUUUUCACGCGGGCGGCGGGCGGGCGACUGCGACGCCCGACUGCCGCGCCGCGCUUGUAUAAAGUCUCGUGUAAGUAGAUAAGCCGCCGUCACCUAUUUAAGUGUUAGUGUAAGUCAUAGCUUAUGUAAAAUACUUUUGUUAUCGUCGACUGGGUUCGACGUUAUUCGGAGUUUAAAUUUAUAAAAAAAUAUUAAUAAAUGGCAAAGUCAGUUGAUAAAAUUAUAUUUAAUUUUGGGUUCCGAUUAGAUGAGUGGCAAUCUAUCGAGCAUUUUUUAUUGUUAGUGUAAAUUGUUAUUUUGUUUUAAGCGACUAGGUCUAAAGUAAUUUAAAUCUGUACAUACGAUCUAUCCAUACUAAAAUUUGAUUUAUUCGCAUAGAUCAUUACGGUAGGUAAUGGAAACUCAUGUCUACUGGGUCGAAAGGUAACAGUUUUGUAAUCUAUAGUUGAAAAUGAAACGUGCGAAACGAGUAAGAGAUAAAUACACAUGGAAAAUAAACUGUGAUUCUGACUUUUUAACGUAGACUAGGUAGUCUUAUGGAACGAUGAGCAUUGUGUAACGUCACCGCCAUCCUUCACCUUAUCUCACUGGCUGCGAGUAUGAGUGCUAACUGCAUCUACUGCUCGACUCAAAUAUAAUCAUACGAGUAUUUAACUAAUAAAUCUGACGUUGUAGUCUUCAGAUUUGACUGACGACUUAGUUAAUGCUCAUAUAUUUUAGUCGACCAGUACUAUUUAUUAUUAACUGUCGAUAAAACGUGUCAUGGUCAGUUCUGACAAGAUAACACGGCAACCCGACAAAUAUUGAACUAGAUUGUUGUGCUACACGAAUAAUAACCUUUUAUGUUGUAUCUCCCAGAGAGCGUUCUUGGUACGUUAGCACACAUUCCAGCUUGUGCGGCACAUGAGUUUAGUGUACUUGGGUGACACUUUCCAUUUUUGUACCACCCAUUUUAAGGCCCAUUUAUGGGAAGUCGUGCUGCUGAAAUCUGCGAUAUCAAUCUGUUAAUUUGUGCACAUAUUGAAGCGUUACGAUAUCUCAUCCUUUUGUUGUAUGUAAUCUGGCAAAUGUCUGUUCUAACAUAGCCAUUAAUAUCAGGUGUGCGCUAUUGGUGUGUUUCUUAUCUUAUAUUACAGGUUCUUAAUUAUUUUUAAAGUCCCUGCACGACAUACUUUAUUUUAAAUCAUGUUUUUUUUAAGUAUAUAUUUGUCUAGCUUGCAAAUUUCAUACUUUAGAUGAUAUGAAAUACACUGCUUAUUGGCGUGUACACUGCAACAAUCACCGCCUGAUCAAUAAAUAAGCUUGUAGUCACUCAUCCUCGUGCAUCGCGUCCGUCUACGUUAUCUGUUUAAAUACGAUAAAGCUAAUACUACAUACACGUCCCAUCAAAAAUGCUCAAUUAGAUAACUUCAGUGUCUCUAUUUUUUCAGUAACUAAUAAUUACAGCUGUAAUAUUGUACUUCUCAUAAUAUUUAAUUGUCUGCAUCGAGUUACUUAACAUGUAUCACCCC